Suricata suricatta (meerkat) is the source of this 3547-nucleotide messenger RNA. It is a transcript of the gene NIBAN2, whose product is annotated as niban apoptosis regulator 2. The transcript has 13 exons. The record is from RefSeq and is a predicted model, not a curated record. The coding region runs from base 78 to 2186 and encodes 702 amino acids. NCBI's taxonomy places the organism in Eukaryota, Metazoa, Chordata, Mammalia, Carnivora, Herpestidae.
CAGAGAAAACCGGAAAGAUCCUGACGGCGUUCCUCCGUUUCUAUGAGGACCAGUAUGGCGUGGCCCUCUUCAACAGCAUGCGCCACGAGAUCGAGGGCACCGGGGCGCCGCAGGCUCAGCUGCUCUGGCGCAAGGUGCCAUUGGAUGAGCGCAUCAUCUUCUCUGGGAACCUGUUCCAGUACCAGGAGGACAGCAAGAAGUGGAGGAACCGCUUCAGUCUCGUGCCUCACAACUACGGGCUGGUGCUCUACGAGAACAAAGUGGCCUAUGAGCGGCAGGUCCCACCGCGGGCUGUCAUCAACAGCGCAGGCUACAAAAUCCUCACCUCCGUGGAUGAGUACCUGGAGCUGGUUGGCAACUCCUUACCAGGGACCACAGCCAAACCGGGCAGUGCCCCCAUCCUCAAGUGCCCCACACAGUUUCCGCUCAUCCUCUGGCACCCCUCCGCACGGCACUACUACUUCUGCAUGAUGACGGAAGCCGAGCAGGACAAGUGGCAGGCGGUCCUGCAGGACUGCAUCCGGCACUGCAACAACGGGAUCCCCGAGAACUCCAAGGUGGAGGGCCCCGCGUUCACGGACGCCAUCCGCAUGUACCGCCAGUCCAAGGAGCUGUACGGCACCUGGGAGAUGCUGUGUGGGAACGAGGUGCAGAUCCUGAGCAACCUGGUGAUGGAGGAGCUGGGCCCUGAGCUGAAGGCGGAGCUCGCCCCGCGGCUGAAAGGGAAACCGCAGGAGCGGCAGCGGCAGUGGAUCCAGAUCUCAGACGCCGUGUACCGCAUGGUGUACGAGCAGGCCAAGGCGCACUUCGAGGCGGUGCUGGCCAAGCUGCAGCAGGCCCGGCCCGCCAUGGAGGCCACCAUCCGCACGGACAUGGACCAGAUCAUCACCUCCAAGGAGCACCUGGCCAGCAAGAUCCGGGCCUUCAUCCUCCCCAAGGCCGAGGUGUGCGUCCGGAACCACGUCCAGCCCUACAUCCCGUCCAUCCUGGAGGCCCUGAUGGUGCCCACCAGCCAGGGCUUCACCGAGGUGCGGGACGUCUUCUUCAAAGAGGUGACCGACAUGAACUUGAACGUCAUCAACGAGGGCGGUGCCGACAAGCUGGGUGAGUACAUGGAGAAGCUCUCCCAGCUGGCCUACCACCCCCUCAAGAUGCAGAGCUGCUACGAGAAGAUGGAGCUGCUGCGGCUCGAUGGGCUGCAGCAGCGCUUCGACGUGUCCAGUACGUCCGUGUUCAAGCAGCGAGCCCAGAUCCACAUGCGAGAGCAAAUGGACAAUGCCGUGUACACCUUCGAGAGCCUCCUGCACCAGGAGCUGGGGAAGGGGCCCACCCGGGAGGAGCUGUGCAAGUCCAUCCAGCGGAUCCUGGAGCGGGUGCUCAAGAAAUACGACUAUGAUAGCAGCUCAGUGCGGAAGCGGUUCUUCCGGGAGGCGCUGCUGCAGAUCACCAUCCCGUUCCUGCUCAGGAAGCUGGCCCCCACGUGCAAGUCGGAGCUCCCCCGGUUCCAGGAGCUCAUCUUCGAGGACUUCGCCCGCUUCAUCCUGGUGGAGAACACGUAUGAGGAAGUGGUGCUGCAGACGGUCAUGAAGGACAUCCUGCAGGCCGUGAAGGAGGCCGCGGUGCAGAGGAAACACAACCUGUACCGGGACAGCAUGGUCAUGCACAACAGCGACCCCAACUUGCACCUGCUGGCGGAGGGUGCACCCAUCGACUGGGGGGAGGAGUAUGGUGGCAGCGGUGGGGACAGCAGCAGCCCAAGCGUCCCGGAAGCAGCCCCCCUCUCGGAAAAGCGACGGCGUGGCAAGCAGGUGGUGUCCGUGGUCCAGGACGAGGAGGCGGGGCUGCCUUUUGAGGCUGGCUUGGAGCCACCAUCACCUGCGUCCCCGGACAGUGUCACCGAGCUCCGUGGUCUGCUGGCCCAGGAUCUGCGGGCCGAGAGCCCCCCACCAGCUGGCCCUCUGCUCAACGGGGCCCCCUCCCAGGAGAGCCCCCAGCUCGGGGCAGCCUCUGAGGCCCCCUCGCCGCCAGCCUCGCCCCUCCGGCAACCCCCUCCUGGAAAAGCUGCGGACCUUGAGCCCUCCAAACCUAGUGACCAGGAGACCGGGGAGCAGGUGUCCAGCCCCGGUGGCCGCCCCCCCAUCCACACCACCACUGAGGACAGCGCAGGGGUACAGACUGAGUUCUAGGCUGGUCACCCCUGAGCCGCUGCUGGACAUGGCCUGUGGGUCACCCCCUCCAAGGCGCGGGCAGGCUUUGCUCCAGGCAGGGGAGCCCCGGGUCUGUGCCUUGGGGUAGAGGUGGGAUGGGGCUGGGCAGGGGUGGCCCACCUGAGUCACUUUACUGGGUUUGGUCACACUUCGCUCCUGUUUUCUCUUCUGGGGGCUGAUCUUGGGCUUCCUGCUUGUGCCGGGAGCUGGGCACAGCCGAGGGGCUGAGGUGUACCUGGUGGUCACCGCCUCCCUGGGUCCUCCCUUUCUGCCUUUUGCAGCCUUGGUUUCCCUCACGGGUGUCGCCAGCUUUCUCAGACGGAGGCAGAGUGGUCACUUGCUUCCUUAGCUACUGGGUUCUCUCCCUUCUCACCAAGGCCUGUUCACCGGAGCUGGGAGCACUGGGGCCCGGCUCUGGGCCCCCAGCUGGCAGUUUUGGAGUGGACACUGGCCUCCCGUCCCUGUUCUGGGUGAGGGGAGGUGCAAGGAGGGGACUUGAGGGGGAAUGCCUAAUGGAGGAGGGGUGGGGGGUUUGGAGUGGAAUGAGAAGGGCCCAGAAUGUGCUGGUCUGUGGAGAGGAAGUGUCCCGAGGGAGGGAAGGAGGGCGUUGUGGGGAAGUAGUGCUGGGAGUGUCUUCAAGGCAGGCCGAGGUGGCAGAGGGAGGCUGCUGGAAGUGGAGCAGGCUUCUGCACCCGCCUCGCCCCACCCGCUUAGCCUGUCUCCUGCCUCUUACGGGCACCCAGCCUCUGGGAGUCCCUCGGUUCCCCCUUGCCUGUCCUGCGGCCACACGCUGUGGGGUGGGACGGAGGGGAGUGUGGCCGUGUGCUUGGAGAUGGGUCCGGGGGGUGUAGAUUCCUCUGUGGGCCACCCCCAAGGUACGCACUGUCCGCCGGGGAGCGGAGUGCAGCUCCCCGAGGCGCUGCUGGUAACCCCUCUGGGGCCCUGGGCUCAGGCUCUGGGGCCGUCGCUGCCUUCAAGUCACCAAGUCACCUCAAGCCUGAAGAUUCCCUUCUCAGAUGUCCUCCUGUAGCGACUUGUUCCCGGGGCUGAAGGUCUAGCCAAGGUAGCCGCACGCUGGCAGCCCCCUCUACCCCGCGCCCUCGGUCCCCUUCUGAGGGCAGGGGCUUCAGACCCAUGGGACAUAACGGCAGCGGCCGGUGCUCAGGGUCCCCCAGCCGGACAGUCCACUGCCUCACUAACCCGCCUCCUCGUUCUGUGUCCGGAUGCAGACGCUCUCCUCUAGUGCCUUGGGGUUUUCUCAGUCAUCAUUCCUGGAUAUUGUACUGAAAAUAUUAUGCAAACUGUUUAAACUUUACUAAUCAAUAAAUGAGUUAAAGCCA